This is a messenger RNA of Drosophila sechellia, 2871 nucleotides long. RefSeq names its product zinc finger protein OZF. Gene Ontology annotation, molecular function: DNA-binding transcription factor activity, RNA polymerase II-specific; RNA polymerase II cis-regulatory region sequence-specific DNA binding. Gene Ontology annotation, biological process: regulation of transcription by RNA polymerase II. NCBI's taxonomy places the organism in Eukaryota, Metazoa, Arthropoda, Insecta, Diptera, Drosophilidae. The record is from RefSeq and is a predicted model, not a curated record. The coding region runs from base 842 to 2410 and encodes 522 amino acids. The transcript has 4 exons.
AAUGUGGAGCCCCUGGGCCAAAUGUGUAGCAUAUGUUUAGAAUAGAUUGGUUUGCGUAUAUGAGUGCUGUGGUGCUGGUGCAUUAAUUACUAACAAUCGGUUGCAGGACCCCGAAACUACACAGUCGUCGAGUUUUGUGUCCCGAAUACGAAAGACUUCAACGGUCCCUCCCCUCCUCCAGCGACCCCCGCCGCCUUAACCCUUACCCACCCCCAUAACCCCGCCUAUUUAGCAUUACAAAACUGCUGUUAUGUAUUCACUUCUUUAUUUUCGCUUUUUGUGUGUGAUUUUCGCUGUCGUUCGUGCUUUUUGCCCCGUUCUCUUUCAGUUUCGAUUCCCAGCUCCGGAUUCUAGCUUUAAUUCGCUUUUUCAACAGUUUGGUCGAGGGCCGUUGUGCUGCGAAAGUGAGUUAGUUUUCAGCUUCUGCGGGUGCGGCUCUAAUGAACCAUUAACCCUCCGCAGGGGCAGGGGGUUGCUCGGCACUGGAAUCGGAAUCGGAGGGUUCCCAAUCUGCUUGCCAGAUGUUCGUCGCAGUCCAGGGUCAUCGUCAUCGCUCUUAUCCAGUUGCAUUUCCAGUGUGCUCGCUUUUCAUUGGAAACUCCGCCGCCUCGGAGAACAGACGCCGCGGGAUCGAAAACGCUCAGCCCAUCUGAACUAAUCCAAACCAAAGGUGAAUGGGAACUAUCCUAGAAGUAGCAAUCGAACCAAAAAAUACGAAUACCCUAAAUACAUACGUAGAACAUUAACCCUAGAAGUAAAGCCAAACGCAGCAGGUGCAGGUGUUUCCCAGGAAGCGGUCCCAGAUAUUUAGUUACGAAUCCAAAUAAUAAAAACCAAACAAAUGGUACGCAGCCGUCGCAGUGUGUCCAAGGAGGAUGCCGUCUCUCUGCUCACGGACAGCGGCAUAUCGCUGUCCUCGCCGCCGGCGGCGAGGGAAUCCUCACCAGGCCCCACGCUUGCGAUCAAGAGGAGGAAGAGCAGCUUGGCAAGUCUGCGCGAUGCCUGUGUGGACGACGAGGAGGACGACGGCGGAGAACAGGACUCAAAAGAUUAUGACUACGUGCAGCCGCAGCUUAAGAAGUCUGCCCGAAAGGACGAACCGGUGAAACGCAAGCACCAUGUCUGCAGUCAAUGCUCCAAGGAGUUCGGUGGCAAGACGGAUCUGCAACGCCACAUGCUUAUCCACUCGGACGAACGACCUCACAAGUGCAAGGAUUGUGGCAAGAGCUACCGCCAGGCGGUCAACCUGAAGAAUCAUAUCACCACCGCCCACGAGCAUCGGAAGCAGUUCGUCUGUUCCCAGUGCCCAAAAUCAUUCGCCCUCAAGGAGCGCCUGCGGCUCCACAUGCGCCUCCACUCUGGCGAGAAGCCCUAUCCUUGCGCCCUCUGCGACAAAAAAUUCGCCCGAGGAGGUCAACUGCAACAGCACAUGGUUUCUCACCACAAGACUAGUAUCCAGCAGUUCAACUGCACCAAGUGCUCGGCUAGCUUCUCAACCAACGCCAAUUUACGGGUGCACAUGGAGCGACACGAGCAGGGCAUGGAGCACCGGUGCAGCAUCUGUGAGAGCCAAUUCGCCAACGAGCUGGCCCUGCGAGCCCACAUAAACCAGGAGCACCACAAGCUGACGCAAUUUGAGUGCGAGAUAUGCCAUAAGAUGAUCGAGCCGGACGAAGAUUUGGCCACUCACAUGCAGAGGCACGCCGCUGUUAAGACACACGUGUGCGAGGUGUGCAACACAUAUUUCACCCAGAAGAGCCAGUACAAUGUCCACAUGCGGAUGCACACGGGAGAGCGCCCCUAUCAGUGUAGGAUCUGCCACCAGACCUUUGCCCAUUCAAGCGUACUAAAACUGCACAUCCGGAAGCACACGGGGGAAAAACCCUUUCGCUGCCAGCUGUGCGAAGACGAAGUAGCCUUUUCUCAGCUGGCGCACCUAAAGAACCACAUGAAGAAGAUACACAAACAGCAAAAGCCCUACAUGUGCGAAGGCUGCCACGAGUUCUUUAAGAUCAAGGUGGAGCUGCAGUCGCAUGUUGAGCAGUGCGCCAAGUGUCCAGUUGACGGGGACAAGCCCAGUGGCAAUCAGUCUGAAGAUGCGCAAAUUCUUUCUGUCUUAAGAUUUAACAUGGCAGUAGUACUGAAAAAAAUUAGCUCCGCUCAAAAGCUGCGUCAGUUGGGCUACGAGAAGCGUCUAAUCGAUAACGUUAUCAUUGCAUCCUUGAAGCUGGCUCAGCGACAAUCCCAUGACGACGUCACGAUGACACCAUUGGCCAGACUCCGGCUAAAUGUGGAGGAAUUUCUUAAGUGGAUUGUGCCAGCCCCCACAAUGCAGAAAUUUAGCGACGAAUUGUUGUCUAUCGACACCAUUCUCGAGAAAAUUGCCACCAUGUAUAUGAAACAGAAGUAGAAUCCAGGAGUUGCUAGCCAACGCCAAAUGCGAGUGUGCCAUAGAAGAAGGAUUUGAAGAACUAGUUCUUGCCAUUUAGUUUAAUGUUUAGUAACCCAAAGUUGCAGAACGAAACCCAACCAAAUAAUUUAUCCCAAAGAUGUAUACUUUAUAGUACAGAUCAUUUUACUGAAUUACUACCCUUAUCCCAAUUUUGCUGCUACCAAAAAGUAUAAUUUGAAGAAUGUAUGAGUUAGUGUUGUCAUAGUAAUUUUCCUAUUAAAGGAAAUUAGUUUAAGAAUGAAUUUCGAUGCAAUAAUUUAUAUAAUAAUAAGUCUAACAUGAUUUUUGUAUACUUAGUCUUGCCAGAGCAACAGAUUGUCUCGGAGUGAAUCUAUAACAGCUCAAGUGCAAUACAACUCAUUGUGGCCAUGCUUGUAAAAUUAAUAAACUUAAUGCAUUUAGUUGCCAUUUGUCUUUUC